Messenger RNA from Mytilus californianus (California mussel), 2124 nucleotides. RefSeq lists its product as uncharacterized. The transcript has 10 exons. Bases 1 to 1704 code for a protein of 567 amino acids. Lineage: Eukaryota; Metazoa; Mollusca; Bivalvia; Mytilida; Mytilidae. Gene Ontology annotation, molecular function: wide pore channel activity. The record is from RefSeq and is a predicted model, not a curated record. Gene Ontology annotation, cellular component: membrane.
AUGAACCAUCGAUUACUAACACGGCUGCUGAUAAUAAGCAUUGCUGUCGCCGUUAACAAUGUGGAGUGUUCUGUGAGUGAUAGUCAUUUCAUUGGUCUUGGAUACAACAUUUUGCUCGGAAACCCUGAUGGUGGCGAUUUGUCCGAAGUUGGAGUUGAUCCUGGAAUAAAGACAACCAGACAUAUAUUACGUAUUUCACCGGGCACUACAUCGAAGCUUAUAGUCAAUGAUGGAGGAAGAGCAUGUGUUACCCCAAGUAAUGCAACUUCAAUUUUCUAUGGCGCCAAGUCUUAUCAAAAGUAUCUUUUAGGAGAUAUAGUGACGUUUGGAGAAGGAGACAGCAGUAUUAAACCAUUCGCAUUCACGGGUAGUACUGUUUUUAAGGACGUUGAACAUAGAACCUCUGUAAACCAUAAUGUAAUUAGAGACACCAUCAGUGUUUGUAAUGGAGGCCGGACCAGGUAUGUUAUGCCACCACUUUACAGCAGUCUCCAUGAUGUGAGUGAUGAGUUUGCAAGUGCUGUGUGCAACCUUCCUGUAAAAUAUGACAAAGACGCCUACCGACAGUUUCUAGAUAUCUGGGGAACUCACGUCAUUGUUGGAGUUGAAACUGGAACAAAAAAUGUGACAAGAUAUGAGCAAUCAGAUUCUCAGCUUGCAGAUUUUCUUUUGUCGCAAGACAUUAAAUUUGGUUCCGUUUCUGUAGAAGAUUACAUGGGAUAUGGUUCUGUUGUUUACCUAAACAUCUCCGAUUUCCACCACAAUGAUUACCAUAAAAUGCAUGGCGGACAAAAAGACGCUUCCUUGUCUAUUGGAACAGCUUCUUCUCCACAACCAAUAGCUUAUAAAUUGGCCACCAUAGCUACGUUUAUACAUGAAAAUUUUUUCAACAAUGCAUCCGUGUUCCUCAAUAAGGGUAUCUGUGAUGAAGGAGUUACCUUGUAUUUACCAAACAGACAAAACAAUACUAUCAUGGCUCUAGCUGAAUAUGCUGCUGCUAAAGGGAUAAUAUCUGAACCAAGAGAUCCGGAAAUGAAACUUCCAAUCACUUGGCCUCAUGGUACAUACGGUUUCUAUAAAGCAAGGACUGGUUGUCCUAUUACUCCCAGUAGAUUUGCAGAGGGAUGGCGAAGACAAGAUGCGGAGGAUGAUAAGAAUACUAAUUAUUGGACCUCAGAUAUACACUUAGCUGGUACUAUGGAAAAGAACAAGCCAGUCUUUUAUUUCUGUAUGAAAACGGCCAAUGAAAAUUCAAAUUAUGAGAGAAAUUGGCCGACUGGAAACUACUGCAUCCUCAAAAAAGGCGGUUGUCCUACAGGAUUCACAGGUGGAUCAGUUUACUGGGAUGACGAAGACUCUAGUAAUGCCAAUGGACAUAGUGGCACUUUACCUGACGGGGAGUACGAUAGUAAUACACGGAUAGAUUUCUGCUGCAGACACGAUGGAUUUUCCAAGAGAAAAAUUUUACUACCAAUUGAUCGACCAUUUUAUCUGAUGAGAUACACCAGUACCUGUCAGGAAGUUUUUGGAAUGUCUGUGAAAGAGGAAAUCUUCUCUGUAGAUACAGAAAAUCUCUUCAAUAAAGACAAAUGCUCUGGCGCUCAUCCAUAUGAUCCGAACUGUAACAGGAACCACGAACUCCAUUACUGUUAUUAUGAAUACACAGGCCCAGUACCAGUUACUGUUGGUACAAUAAUUGGAUAAACAUAGAUCACGUGGUUUUUCAUAAUGCAUUCUAUAUAAAUCAGAUAUGUUCAUGUAAUCAAGUAUGCUAACCUUGAGGGCUUGGUUAUAGGUCGAGGAUUGAUAUGGACUGUGAUAUGGAAAACCAACACACUGCUCUAUUUAUCAUAUAUUUAUUGUUAUUCAAAACAUUGUCAAUAUAAUCUUAUACUCCAGUUUCUUCUUUUGUUAUCAUCCAGCAAUACCAACACGCGUUACGUUAAUGCAGUUUGAUUAUUUUUAAUGUGACCUGCUUUUUAUGUGAUAUUGGUUUCUUCAUUUAAUCGGUAACGAAUAAACAAUGUUUGUAUUUUCAACUAAAUAUAUGAUGCAGAGUUAUAUGAUUACUAUGAUUCAUGCUGAAUUCGUAUCAUUUAAACAAUAAAUAACAUGAUCAAACUG